Molecule: messenger RNA, 2141 nt
Organism: Bolinopsis microptera
Lineage: Eukaryota; Metazoa; Ctenophora; Tentaculata; Lobata; Bolinopsidae
Exons: 2
Coding region: 1389-1847 (152 amino acids)
Source: RefSeq, a predicted model, not a curated record
GUGUCACUUAGAAUUUGUUGAUAACGUUUCUCCUUCUUUUUCUCUAAUAACACGAGCGUUUUAUGUUUCUUCUGUAAAAUAUAUAACGUGUGAGUCUGCAAUUGUUAGUUAAAAUAAUCCACAAAACGUGAACACCUUUUUACUAUAAUUAUAUUUUCCACUUUCAAGAGACUUUAUCUAUUAAUUCUAUUACAGUCAAAUAAUUCAUGGAAAAAUUGUACCCGAUUCGAAUUUGAACACAAAUUAUUUAGUGGCCUUAUAUUGGAAAUAUGGUGCCUUGUAGAGACCGUAUAGAGGCCGUAUAGAGUCCGCGUAUAGAGGCUGUAUAGAGGCCGUAUGGUAACAGUGCAGAGGUCGUACCUACAUUAGGACCGUUUGAAAUGCGUAUAUGUGGCCGUUAAGCGGCCGUUUGAAGGCCGUUUGGUGGCCAUACCUAAUCAUUCAUUAUCACAGUGGUAAUUAUCCGGGUAAGAUUGGAGUAAAAUUGGUAAUAGUCCAAACCGCACAUAUCAAAUUUUCAAACUCAGCCAUUUAUUAUUAAAAAGUUAAAAUCAUGGUGACCGCGUAAAAUAUCUUCUUGUGGAGUUUAAAAUAUCGCUUCGGAGGUCUCGUUCACGACUGUGUAUCCUUGUCCAAGUAGGAGGAAAAAAAAUUUCAAAAACUCCCAAGCGCGGGGCAAACUGUGUCUGGAACAUUUCUUGUUCUGGAAAUGUGUCUGGAAAGUUUCCAACAGAAGAUCAUCAGCAGAUCGUAAAUGCAAGAAGAUUUUUGCCCACAAAGUAUAAUAAAUUUAAAGUUCAUUUAAGAAUCACACGAUUUUGGAUUGUUAUAGCUGCAGAAUGUUGCUUUUACCGUAGGUAUUUCCGUAGUUAGAAGCUACUUUAACUUAGUCUGGAAUUUAGGUACUUGAAAAAUGUGCUGUUUAUCAGUUUAUCUAACAAUUAUUGUCCCGUUAAAGACAGUGCUUUAUAAUUAUGGUAUUCAAUGAACUGGAAUUUCCGGGAGAACUGAACUGUUAUCGUAAAUGCAAGAUUUUCCCGAUUUUGCUUAUAAAACUGAACUCAUUGCCAGGUUGUCCGUAUGGUUGUAAUCUUAAAAUCUUCUCCUCUUAAACUACUGCAGGCGUUUCAGUUUUAUUUCUGAUCGUCCUUAGAGCUUUGUUCUGUGUAAUAUUAGAACUACACUGUCCCUUUCGUUUAAUAAGCGACCCCUUGUCUGAUAAGAGUUAGUUUUAACACAUCACAACUCACAUCGAUUUAUCAGUUUGUUGUUGCUGCGAGCUGAUUCGUUAGUGGCAUUUUAAGGCAAAAUAGAUUCACACCAAAUAUAAGCCUCUUUUUAUUCUAAAAACUGAUUAAAUCCACCGUUAGGAUAGCAUCUAACAAAAAAUGACAAGAUACUCAACAAUCGGAAGCAGGAUUGGAGACCUCAGGACAUGGUUACCUGAAGUAACAACAACUCUUUUCUGCAUCCUGGUCGUGGGAACCGUUCUCAGGAUUGUCUCAGCGACUGAUGAUGGACUUUGUGCAGGAAUGGACAAGAAAGGCUUGAUAGGAUGGAUUGCGGUUAUCAUUGGUCUCGUUCUGUGCGUAUUUGAGAAAUAUAACAGAUCCAGAAACAUUCUUGCAACCCUCGUAUCUCUUGUCAUCUACUUCCUGAUCCAGCUUUCUAUCAACGAAGCACCUCUGAGUUGCAGCCAGGCCCUCGUUAACGACACCCUUCCAGAGGGCUCCACCAAGUUCAUUCCCAUCAUCCAAACAGUGUCCUGUGUGCUCUUCAGCGUCCUUUACGGUCUCUUGCUGUUCAGUGAAAGGAACGUCACUACUCUGCGUAAAUCUAAAGGAUAAAUAACUUUGAGGACAACUUCUGGAAUUUAUUGAUAUUCGAAGUUUUAAAAUCCCAUGUGUAUAUAUUUUGUGAUCAUACCGUAGUGAUAGAUAUAUUAUAAUCAAAAUCGAUACAGAACAUAAAUAAUAGACUUUUCGGGAAUGGAUCAGUUUUUGGUUUAAACUCUUGUAAUAAUAACUUAGUUUGCAUGUUCAAUGUUCCGUACUUUUGGGUGGUUUGUAUGUUUAUAUCUUUAUUCUGUUUAUCUUUUCAUCAUAAUAUUCAAAUAUUAUAUCAGUAUUCUCUAUUGUAUC